AUGAUUCCAUUUUUAUGCUUUCAUAUUAUUGACAUCACUAAAUUAUUGCUUGAAGAUUUAACGGCAAAUUUUUAUCUCUCUAUAUAUAUCUAUCUCUCUCUCUCUCUAUCUAUAUAUAUAUAUAUAUAUAUAUAUAUAUAUAUAUCUAUAUAUACCUCUCUAUAUAUCUACCUCUCUAUAUAUCUACCUCUCUAUAUAUCUACCUCUCUCUAUCUAUCUCUCUCUAUCUAUCUAUAUAUCUAUAUCUAUCUCUCUAUCCCUAUAUCUCCAUCUCUAUCUCUCUCCAUCUCUAUCCAUCUCUAUCCAUCCCCAUCCAUCUCUAUCCUAUCCUCUCUCUCUAUCCAUCAUCCAUCUCUCUCCAUCUAUCCAUCCAUCUCCUAUCUCCCAUCAUCUCUCUAUCUCCAUCCAUCUCUAUCUCUCCAUCCAUCUCCCCAUCCAUCUCUAUCCAUCUCUCUAUCCAUCUCUCUAUCUAUCUCCAUCUAUCUCUCUAUCCAUCUCCCAUCUAUCUCUCUAUCUAUCUAUCUCAUCUAUCUCUCUAUCCAUCCAUCCCAUCUAUCUAUCUCUCAUCUAUCUCUCUCCAUCCAUCUAUCUCUCUAUCUAUCUAUCUCUCUAUCUAUCUAUCUAUCUAUAUCUCUCCAUCUCUAUCUCUCUAUCUCUCUCUAUCUAUCUAUCUCUCUCUCUCUCCAUCUAUCUAUCUAUCUAUCUCUCUCUAUCUCUCUAUCUAUCUCUCUCUCUAUCUCUCUAUCUAUCUAUCUAUCUCUCUAUCUAAUCUAA
Acanthosepion pharaonis is the source of this 774-nucleotide messenger RNA. The record is from the annotation of a GenBank genome assembly. NCBI's taxonomy places the organism in Eukaryota, Metazoa, Mollusca, Cephalopoda, Sepiida, Sepiidae.